GCGAUUCUUUGUCUCUACAUCAUCAGAGAGGAAACAAACUAUCCGGCCUCUUUACAUCGUUACCUCGGACUGAUGUGGGCUGACGGGUGAAGUUUAGAGUAUAUGAAUCAUCCAAAUUGCCAGGUCACCCCCGACGGUCCCUGCAAGAAUCCAAUCACUCUAAGCCUCGACUGAAUAGCAUACUGGGUGUAAGAAUGUCUGUCCCCGACUGUGCUCCAUCUGAUGCACCUCUCGACAUGGCUGCACUUGUCGCCGCGGAGCGGGUCUUCCUCCGACUCUGGUACAACCACCAUUACGAGCUUCAUAAAUCCUGGGCAGUCCAAAGGGAGAGCCCGUGGCUCCGUGCACUGGGUGGGCCUCAGCAAGAUCUCGCCUGUUUCCUGGAAGCCGUGAUGCAGUCUCUGACCGGAGCAAAAAUAAACGAGAUGUGCCCGGUUGAUGAGAGCGCGUACGGGAAAAUGAGGGAAGAGGAGACCCGUGGGGGCCUCGAGCUGGUCUCCUACCACUGGGGUCAUUACGCGCCCAUCCUGGCCCGACUCUACCGGGAGAGAAGGGGACGGGCGCGGAGGUUUCUGGAUCCCGAUCCCUGGCUAGCCUCCUAUGGGGAAAACUGGGUGUCGCAGGCCAUCCACACCAUGGCCCGCUUCGACAAGGGGUUCGCAGCCUUGGGUGAUUCGCAGUUUGAGCCGAUCAUCCGCGCCUGCAUUCAGAAGUAUGUGGGAACCGCCGCCGUUGCUCGCAUGGGCACUGAUAACACGCAGCAACCGCGCCAUCCGACCCCGUUCGAACAUGGCCACGACUGCCAGGUCUGUUGCCGCCCGCUGGGAGACAAGCUCGAGGCCAUCUUCUGGUGCAAGCGCCACUGCGGCUUCGCCGCCCACGUCGGCUGUAUUCGGGAGUGGUGUCGAGAACGGGGACCGGCGGACUCAGAAGCCCCGUGCCGAAACACCUGUCUGCAGUGUCGUCAGCCCUGGCUGAGUCCCUGGGGGGAUUGUUUCUGGAAGACCCAAGACAAGAUCACGUGGUGUGAAUGCCGUACUGACGAUACUCAAGAGGCACGGCGCGAGAUGCCUGAAGGCUUGCCGGAGCGGCCCUGGCCGCCACUCGAGUGGCAUAGUUUGUACUAGGGCUCAUGGUGGGCUACUUUGUGCCAAUCUGCAAUGUUAAGUUGAUUGACCUAUGAAGAUUUGUC
Aspergillus brunneoviolaceus CBS 621.78 is the source of this 1192-nucleotide messenger RNA. RefSeq lists its product as uncharacterized. Lineage: Eukaryota; Fungi; Ascomycota; Eurotiomycetes; Eurotiales; Aspergillaceae. The transcript has a single exon. The coding region runs from base 195 to 1127 and encodes 310 amino acids. The record is from RefSeq and is a predicted model, not a curated record.